Molecule: messenger RNA, 1524 nt
Organism: Ictalurus furcatus (blue catfish)
Lineage: Eukaryota; Metazoa; Chordata; Actinopteri; Siluriformes; Ictaluridae
Product: mpv17-like protein
Exons: 4
Coding region: 203-793 (196 amino acids)
Cellular component (GO): cytoplasm; membrane
Source: RefSeq, a predicted model, not a curated record
GUGAAACCGGCUUUGAAGUUCAGCUCCGUCUCACAGAGCUGUUUAACUCCCAUUACUCGGUGUUAAGGCUCCUUGUGUUGAUUCAGAGAACGUAAUCACGGGCUUAGGAAUGUGGGUUUUUCUGUCAGUGUGAACUGAGAGUGAAGGAUCAUUAGGAGCAGGUGUUGAUCAGUGAAAACAGCGCUUUUCUGUGUGGGUAAAAAUGCGGAACCACAUCAGGAGGUAUCCGUGGCUGACUAACGUGACUCUGUACUCGGGGCUGUACGCCGGCGGGGACUUGAUGCAGCAGUAUUUAUCCAACAAGAAAGAUGGCAAGAUCGACUGGAGGCGCACGAGAAACGUCGCGGUCGUCGCUUUCUGCUUUAAUGGCAACUUCAACUUUUUCUGGAUGCGCUUCUUGGAGCGCAGACUUCCGGGAAGUUCUGUGAGCACCGUGUUGCGCAAACUCGCCAUGGACCAGACCAUAUCCUUACCUCUGGCCAUAAGCGCCUUCUACACAGGUUUGAGCCUUUUAGAGGGUAAAGAUGACAUACUGGAGGACUGGAGAAACAAGUUUCUAAACACAUACACAACAGGACUUAUGUUCUGGCCAUUUGCACAGUGCCUGAACUUUGCCCUGGUGCCCUUGUACUUGCGAACUACGUUCACUGGCUGCUGUGCUUUUGCCUGGGCUACAUUCCUCUGCUUCUCACGCCAGUGUGGAGACGGGACCCUGAAGGCAGCUUUGAACUGGAUACGCCAACUGAACAGUGAGGUGAAGGUGAAGAUUCAGGAAUCUAGUAAGAGCAAGUGACUCUGUGAACACACUGCAAGAAAGGUGUAUAUAUAUAUAUAUAUAUAUAUAUAUAUACUGGAUGUCUGUAACAAACAGUGAAGAGUUCAAAUGUUACAAUAGUUACAAUAGUUCUCAAAUGGUACAAUAGUCAUUUGCUUGUAGGUUUUUCUAAUGGAUACAUCAGCCUUUAAGAUGUAACAAAUGUUUUCUAAUGUGAAAGUCUAUGAAAUUUUUAUUAUUUUACCUCUCAGGCAGGAGACUACUACUACUACGACUACUACUAUGUUACAAUGUAGUAUGUUACUACUGAUUGUAUGUAAAAUGUACCAGGCCUAUAUUAACUGCAAACUAUGAAAAGGAUAAUGUAUCUGUAUUAAUAUUACAUAUAUGUUAUGUUUAGAGCAAAACUUGUAUUUAAACAAACGAUUCAUUCUGGAUCAUGUGCUGUUGUUUGCAUUUGGUGACAAUUUCUGCUAAAUGGGUACUGAGUAGUUGCAUUGAGUCUACUUCAUAAUAAAGGGACAUGACUGACAUCCAAACCGUGUUUGUGUCUGGAGAUAAACUGAUAAACUUCUGAUAACAUCAAGAAUAAUGGUGUGGUUUGUAAUGUUUUUAGACUUGUGACAAUUAUCUAUUUUUAAAGACAACUUAGGGAAAAUAAUUGCUUGUAUUGCAAUUCACUUAGCAAGCAACAGGGGGCUUGUUUGCCAAAUAUAAAAAAAAACACCAGAUACAUUUUAUCAUGGUGU